This is a messenger RNA of Rotaria socialis, 1305 nucleotides long. Lineage: Eukaryota; Metazoa; Rotifera; Eurotatoria; Philodinida; Philodinidae. The record is from the annotation of a GenBank genome assembly.
AUGGAAUUAAGACAUUGUAAUCGUCUUGCAGUUUCAUUAAUUCGUCUAUCUAGACAGCCGACAUUCUCUCCCUGUGCUCGAAAUUUCUCUUCUUCAACAAGGUUAUAUCCAAAAACUUCAAGUCAACUUAUAUUCAAACGUUCUAUAUCAUGGCAAUUUUGGAAAUCAUCGUCAACAGCAGAAUCAGUUGAUCCAUGGCCUGCCAAUAUUGUUCAACCAACACCAGAACCUGUUACUAUCACACCGCCAAUACUUGAAGUACCAAAAAUAGAAGCUGAUGAAUUCGGUUAUAUACCUGAACCACCAGAGAUUCCAUUGGAUGUACCUCUUGAAUUCUUAUUAAAUUCUGCUGGUGAACCAGCUCUAUCGACACUUGGUCUCGGUAAAUUGUAUUUACCUACUGGUUGGGUACAACAAGGUCUUGAUUUUAUUCAUGCGGAUAUUGGAUUGCCAUGGUGGGGAACACUCAUGCUUGGCACAUUCAUUAUUCGUACAAUUACAACGCCUAUUGCAAUUUACAAUCAAAGAAGUGCAGCAAAAAUGCAAUUGCAUAUGCCUAAACUACAAGAAUUACAAGGGAAAUUACAAGAAGCUCGUAUUCGAAAUGAUCAAUUAGCUAUUAUGAGAGCCGGUAGUGAUUUAAUGGAAUUUAUGAAAUAUUCCGAUCUUAAACCAUGGAAAGCAAUGCUUGGACCAUUUAUGCAGAUGCCAUUUUUCAUUUCACUUUUUCUUGGUAUUCGUGGCUUAGCGAAUUAUCCUAUUGAAAGUAUGAUGUUUGGUGGAGUCAUGUGGUUUCAAGAUUUGACAGUACCUGAUCCUUAUUAUAUUCUACCAGUAUUUACCGCUGUUACAAUGUUUGUUACCAUGGAGCUUGGUAUUGAAACAGGUAUGCGUACAGCCAAUUUAGGACCUAUUGGACGUAAUGCAUUACGUGUUGUUCCUUUUCUUUCGUUGAUUUUUACUGUGAAUUUUUCAUCGGCAUUAACACUUUAUUGGGCAACUUCAAAUGUGAUUUCACUAGCUCAGUCAGUUAUAUUACGUCAACCAGCUGUUCGUAAAGCAUUAAGAUUACCAGCACCACCGCCAAAAUCAAUAGAAACAAAAACUAAAAAGAAGAAAGGUUUCGCUGGAAUGAAAGAAAAUUUCCGUAAUAGCAAAUUAUUAGCUGAAGUUGAAAAACGAAAACAAGCAGGAGAUGAUAUCUUUCGUCGUGCUGGUAUAAGCUCAGCUGUACCAACAUACAAACAUGAUCCAACAAAAGUCAAAACAAAUAAUCCACCACAAAUACGAAAAACAUUUGAAUGA